CAUCAGGGUUGAAACUGACCCCCUACGGAAUCAACACCUGACUGGCUUGCUGUUGCUAGAUUUGGUCAUCCGUUGUUUCCAAGCUACUGCCGAGUUGUAAUAAGCACUGACCUCCUCAAGAAAGAAAUGGAAUGACGUGGCAAAUUAUCUAUUAAAUCUACAUCUCAAAAACGACAACCAGGCAACAAGGGCGUGUUGUCACUUAUGACAUCGGACAUCAUCACACACCGACGAUUACCUGGGAAACCACGUGUGAACAGCUCAUGAUCUGCUCCCAUCUUACCUUUUCAGCGUCUUCGGACGGCUUCUAUUUUCAUAUCGCUCCUUAACUUAAUUUCGAUAUGCCGCUAUUCCAUAAGAUAGCUCCCUCCGAUAUUGAUGCGGAUCUGGAUUCUAGUUGGCCAAGGGUUUUUGUUUUGAUUUAUGAAGAUGGAUUCAGAAGAGGAAGUCUCUAGGCAUGGGCUGUCGACUGGUUCCGAUGCUAAGACCGACGAUGGUGACACCCAAAGCAUUAGUGUUUCGUCCGGGGCUAGAUUGAUACCCGUUUCCGAAUCUCGGGAUGUUUCCCAUAAUAGGGAUGAAGUGGAAGAACACCGAAAUAUGAUGCUUGCCAGCUUGUUGGAGGAUUACUAUCGUACCCGUGCUACCGAGUUCCUCAAUGCUGCCAACCCGGGUAAGAAUUACACCAGGCAAUCCCCGGAGGUCCAGCCCCUAGCUCGAAAGCUCUUUGGGGAUGCAAGCCGAACACUUGCAUCAAACGGCGUACUCUCCGACUUUUCAGCUUCCGAUACCGUAAGGGGGUCCCGCCGUCAAUACCUGUCCGCAUUGGAUAGUUUAGUCGCUACCUCUCAGGCACCGAAUGUGAAUAUUCUCAAUCCGAUGCGCGAUCUCAUCUCCCAAACGUCUCAACUAGCUCUUGUUCCUCAUCCGGCCAAUGACCUGCAGUUGACUCUUCAAUCCUCCAGAGUCCAAAGCCACUACCAGUCCUCAUUUCAAGAGCUCGCUCUUUUGGGAAAAGGUGGGUUCGGAAGGGUUUACCAAUGCUUUAAUCCUCUGGACCAAAGGACGUAUGCGGUUAAGAAGAUUCAGCUAUCUCCGAAGCUUGGGAAGAGGUUUCGCGAUGGGAGGCUAGAGGAGCUGCAGCAUAUCUUGCGCGAAGUACAGGCUUUAGCUACCUUGGACCACCCCAAUAUUGUCCGCUAUCACGCCACAUGGCUGGAGGAACCCCGCCAAACACCUGAAAUCUUAGGUACCCAAGAUUCCGACAGUAGACCAGGUUCAGGCCAUCGCCAACAAUUACUACUGGAUAGCCACCCCUUCUCAGAGGAUGACGCUGCAAACAGGCCUGAACCAUCGCUAAGUGGCGGGGUAAUUUUCGCUGAAGACACCCCAUCCAUCGCUGAAGAGGGCGCUAAAAACCAUGAGCCUAGCGGGCGACAGUGGUUCGAAGAACCCAGUUCAACCCAUGGUCUUGACAGAAUGUCUUCCGUCUCAAAUACAAGUGAUAUUUUCACGGACGGCAAAAGCCAUUCAAUGAAUCUGCACCAAGUGCAUGAUAGAUUCGAUGCGACCGGUCAUACGUUGUACAUCCAAAUGUCAUUAUACCCUAUGACAUUAGCACAAUACCUAUCACUUUCGGAUGGCCACAAUACUCCGAAACACUGUUUUCAUCUCGUUCCUAGCCUUCAGCUCCUUCGUGCCAUACACGCGGGGCUGCGAUACAUUCACGCAAAGGGUUUCAUACAUCGUGAUAUUAAACCGGGAAAUAUCUUCUUAUCCUCGCCUGAAGGAGAGUCACAAGGUGGAUACUGCAGCCUCGCAUGUGGUUCUUGCCGAAGAAACAAGGCGGAUAUUCCACCACGAUGGCUUAAUCCGCGCAUUGGCGAUUUCGGUCUUGUCGCUCAACUGGCACAAGGGGAAUUACCAUAUGUGGAUGACGCUAGUUCGGCGUCAUCAGGUAAACCCGUCGGCACCGCAUACUACCGACCACCAUCUUCCACAGGUGCUAAUGACGAGAAAAUCGACAUAUUCGCUCUCGGUGUGGUGUUCGUUGAGAUGCUAUGCUCAUGCGGCACAGCCAUGGAGCGGGUAGAUAUGCUGAAGCGGCUACAAAAGGGUUGCUUACCGUUGAGUAUUGAAGAAAGUCUAGAAAAUGAGGAACAUCCCGCUGAUGUUGUGGAGGAAGUGGUUUCGCUGGCAAAGGCGAUGGUUGAUCCGAAUCCUCGUGCGAGAUGGUCGAGUUCGCAAGUGGAUGAGGCUAUUGAGAGCAUACUCAGAAAGUUGUGAACGUAGGUGCAAUUAUUCAGAUAGAUACUCCACUGUUGUUUUUUAUGCGUGUAAAUACAGUCACUUUUAGGUGAUGAUACGCUGUAAAUACCGGUUAUAUAGCACUAAAUCCCAUGUUAAUAGUGUCUCUGAGGAGGGAGAUAUGGCUGAAUUAACGAGUCGUCCGCCAAGUUAAUAUGGAAUGUUUGUGAAGCCUGAGAACCCCUAUAACUAUAGCGGCUUAUGAUGCCCCACCCCCUUUUCAAUUGGAGUGUGCUAUAAAUACAGGCAUUGCAGCCCCUAAACACUUUUAUAGCGAUAGUGCGCUACGGCGCUUACUUUUCUAGGCGUAUGUGCCUAUAGUUCCCUACGACAACAGGGAUUGUUAGCCGCUACGGGCGCUGUUUACCAGGUAUUUAGUGAAGGCAAAUACCUACCUAGGUACCUAGGUAGGU
Messenger RNA from Hypoxylon trugodes, 2720 nucleotides. Its product is annotated as kinase-like protein. The transcript has 2 exons. Gene Ontology annotation, biological process: protein phosphorylation. Bases 424 to 2286 code for a protein of 620 amino acids. NCBI's taxonomy places the organism in Eukaryota, Fungi, Ascomycota, Sordariomycetes, Xylariales, Hypoxylaceae. The record is from RefSeq and is a predicted model, not a curated record. Gene Ontology annotation, molecular function: ATP binding; protein kinase activity.